AUGUACUCUCUUCGAGCCGAACCCAAGCAUACCCAGCAAGCCGCUACCACGACGACCACAGUCACAACAGCUGGCGCGCCACCAGCGCUGCCUAUGCCAUCGAAUCUCCCGCAACCACAUAUCCAGACAACAUCGGGCGUCCCUCUACCAAUCGCGCCCGUAGAUCCAGCCGGUCUCUUCCAGUAUGGAUUCCCUGGCCCCGUCGCCGACGUCGCCUCCCGUUCGGCGCUCAUCUCCUCGUACGACCGCCGCCUGCGCAACCCUCACUGGGUGGUCGAGCACAUCACCCCCGCCUCGCUCGCCCUCCGUGAGGGCGACCGCAAGCACAGCUCCUUUACCGAAGACGAUGCCGUCCCGCAAAAGUUCCGCGGCGCACUGAAGGACUACUUCCGGAGCGGCUACGAUCGCGGCCACCAGGUCCCCGCGGCGGACUGCAAAUGGAGCCAAAAGUCCAUGGACGAGACCUUUUACCUGACCAACAUGUGCCCCCAGGUCGGCGAGGGCUUCAACAGGGAUUACUGGGCGCACUUUGAGGACUUUUGCCGACGUCUCACGGUCAAGUACCCCAGUGUCCGCAUCGUCACCGGGCCGCUCUAUCUGCCCAAGAAGGACCCCGUGGACAACAAGUGGUACGUCAAGUACGAGAUGAUUGGGUCUCCGCCCAGCAUCGCCGUGCCUACCCAUUUCUACAAGGUCAUCUUCGCCGAGGAUGGCCGGGAGGGUGGCAACGUGGCCCUCGGCGCCUUCGUCCUGCCCAACGCGCCCAUUGCCAACGACAAGCCGAUCACCGACUUUGAGGUCCCCGUCGAGGCGGUGGAGAGGGCGAGUGGGCUCGAGUUUGCGACCAAGCUCCCGGUGCAGAGGAGGAGAAGGCUCUGUGCAGACAUGACCUGCGCACUGGUCAUCCGGGACUACGCUGAUCGCCAGAAGGCGUUCGCCAAGGGGGACAAGAAGGCUCUGCCAUCACCAAGGGCUUGA
Messenger RNA from Emericellopsis cladophorae, 978 nucleotides. RefSeq names its product Mitochondrial nuclease. Gene Ontology annotation, biological process: apoptotic DNA fragmentation. Gene Ontology annotation, cellular component: nucleus; mitochondrial inner membrane. The record is from RefSeq and is a predicted model, not a curated record. NCBI's taxonomy places the organism in Eukaryota, Fungi, Ascomycota, Sordariomycetes, Hypocreales, Bionectriaceae. The coding region runs from base 1 to 978 and encodes 325 amino acids. The transcript has a single exon. Gene Ontology annotation, molecular function: metal ion binding; RNA endonuclease activity; single-stranded DNA endonuclease activity.